GUCAAGAGUGCAGCUCAGCGGAGAGCAGACACAGCUUCCUGGAUGGAAACAAAACACAAGAGCAGAGCAGACACACACCAACACACCCACAGACAGACCAGACAGAGCGAGCAGGACGUUAAACCUAAACAUGUUUUUGGUUUUGUUUUAAGCUCGGUGCGUGUGUGAGGGAGGCGGCAGCGGGGCGACAGUGGAAUUAGGCGGUGACAGCAGAGGUUAUUAUAACAGCAGACUGUAUCAACACAUGUGCCUGUGGCACAGUGAGAGCACUGCGGCUGUGGAUCUGGACUCAGGCAGCUCCUACACCCAGUGGUCCUCAGGCAAGGAAUAUGGAGGCUGUAGCUCCUCUCCGUCCCCAACAGAAGGGCUAGGAUCAGCCUGAUUCCUCCUUCCCCACCUGUCUCGCCCCGCCAUGGCGAGCAGGAGUCCCACCCUGAGCCGGGAAGCUGGGGACUCGGCACCAAGGACCCCUGAGGCCGGCGCUAACCCCCAGCUGGGGCCCGAGGCCUUCUGCAAGCUGUGCCUCAGCGAGCAGCCGUCAGCAGCCACCAGGGAACUGCAGAGCUGCGAUUGUGUCUUCUGCACAGCGUGUUUGGAGCAGUAUGUUCAGCUUGCCAUCAUGGAGGGUGGGGGAGCACCCAUCACCUGCCCUGAUAUGGCCUGCCAAAAGACCGGAGUGCUACUGGACUCCGAGAUUGCUAGUUUGGCCCUAGAAGAGCAGGUGAAGCUGUAUCAGCGUCUGAAGUUUGAGAGAGGGGUGAAGUUGGACCCCAGUAAAGCCUGGUGCCCGGUACUUGAAUGUCAGGCGGUCUGCAGUUUGCAGCUGAGCACUGAGGGCCAGCCCACCGCUGUGCCCUGCCCGACCUGUCACACCGUCUUCUGCUCCGGGUGCAGAGGGCCCUGGCAGGACGGCCAUACCUGCCCUGAGCGCCAGCCCAUGAUGUCGCCCUCACCGUCUCAUGAAAGCAGGGCUCGCUCCAACAGCGACUCUGAUAUGCCCAUCAAACAGUGUCCCAUGUGUGGUAUCUACAUUGAGAGGAACCAGGGCUGUGCACAGAUGCUGUGUAAGAGCUGCAAACACACCUUCUGCUGGUACUGUCUGCAGAAUCUAGACGGUGAUAUCUUCCUGCGGCAUUAUGAUAAGGGACCGUGCAGAAACAAGCUGGGACACUCCAGGGCCUCGGUUAUGUGGAACAGAACACAGGUUGUGGGCAUCCUGGUGGGGGUCAGCAUCAUCGUGCUGGUGACGUCUCCGCUCCUCCUGCUGGCCUCGCCGUGCAUCCUGUGCUGUGUCUGCAAGCCCUGCAGCGGGAAGAAGAAGAAAAAGAAGAAGAAGAAGGACCUCAGCCAGCCGGACUCCUCCACAUCAUAGCAGCUCCCCUUCUCAUCAGCCCAGCCCAGGAUCACUCCACUAAUCUCACAAAGCCCCAGGAAACCAAGAGAGUGCAAGCGCUGCAUGUUUGGAGUAACACUGAAGUACUUUUUCAGGACUCGACAGACUGGAAGCCUUGUUAAUGGUUCAGUGACAUUGUCGAGAUCAACAAGCGCAGACUUGCAUCUUAAAGCUUGGGGAAAGAGCUGCUCAAAUCUUACUCUUUAAUCACAAGAGUAUGUACUUUAUGAGGUGGAAGUGUAAAUACGAGGAGAAUGAAUGUAACUGGCCUAGUUGUUUUCAGAUGCACAACAGGUAGACAAGGAGACAGUGGUGGCCAUAAGAGUUUUCCUUGACAGGGCUUUUGUUAUCUCUUUCUUUCUCUUACACACACAAACACACACUCACACACACACAUGCGGUUCAAAGUGCAACGCCACCCUCAUGUGCCAAAUGUCAUGAUGCCAAACCAGAGGUGUUAGGUGCUUAAGUGCCUCACUCUACAGUGCCUGGUGCUUGGUUGUAUUUGUUUUGCCUUCCAUUCUAUCUUUAUCUUAUGCAAAAAUUUUAGCAUUAUGAAAAUGGACAACCGUCAGGAUCACACAGGGUUAUAAAUCCCUAAACAAUGCAAAACAUCCUUUCAUAGUGGGAGAAGGCAAACGGCGUCAUGUGUGCACUGUAUAUUCUGUGCUGAUAUAAAAUAUGAUAGGGCUUUAGUGGUGCACAGAUAACUUUUCUUCUGCAAAUGUUUGUUGUUUCCACCUGGCAUAUUGUUCCAGACCAAAGGCUCUAAAGGAUAAUGUGUACUUUUCUAAAGUGUGUUGAUGUGUAAUUUAUGGGUUAUGUGUGUAUGGUAUCCUGUUAUCAUUUCUACAUUUCUGUUGAUGUUUCUGCGUCAGACAUUUUAUAAAAGCGCCAUUGUAAUUGAAAUAAACAUACUGUACUGAA
Molecule: messenger RNA, 2320 nt
Organism: Epinephelus moara (kelp grouper)
Lineage: Eukaryota; Metazoa; Chordata; Actinopteri; Perciformes; Serranidae
Gene: rnf144b
Product: ring finger protein 144B
Exons: 8
Coding region: 413-1372 (319 amino acids)
Biological process (GO): protein polyubiquitination; positive regulation of proteasomal ubiquitin-dependent protein catabolic process; ubiquitin-dependent protein catabolic process
Cellular component (GO): cytoplasm; mitochondrial membrane; ubiquitin ligase complex
Molecular function (GO): ubiquitin protein ligase activity; ubiquitin conjugating enzyme binding; zinc ion binding
Source: RefSeq, a predicted model, not a curated record